GGCUCGCUGUUAGGCCGCGAUACUCUCGCACGUUCUCGACCUUUCCAAACUCCGUUUUCACGGUUCGGCACGCACGAAUAAUCCCGAUAUGUCGGAUUCAGAAGGUGCCAGCGACGCGGGAAGCGUCGGAGGAAGAUCUCGAAGCGUCUCUCGCAGCAGAAGUCCGUCGCGAAGCUCGGGAUCCAGGAGCCCGUCCAGAUCUCGAUCGCGUUCCCGAUCACCGUCCGGCUCAGAAGAUGGAGACGCGAAGAUGGACGAGGCAGAAGAAGUCAGAUCGGGAGAUGAAGAAGCUGUGGAACCAGAAGAGGAACCUGAAGGAGAAGACUUGGACAAUAGCAGUGAAUACGAUGAGGAAGAAGACGAAGAGGACGAUGAUAGGCCGAGAAAGAAAAAGAAGAAGGAUAGGUUUGGCGGCUUCAUUAUAGACGAAGCUGAAGUAGAUGAUGAAGUGGAGGAUGACGAUGAAUGGGAGGAAGGUGCCCAAGAAAUUGGUAUCGUGGGAAACGAAGUGGACGAACUAGGACCGACUGCGCGUGAGAUUGAAGGACGACGUAGAGGUACAAAUCUUUGGGAUUCGCAGAAAGAGGAUGAAAUUGAGGAGUACCUCCGGAAAAAGUAUGCCGACGAAUCGAUCGCCGCUCGUCGUUUUGGCGACGGCGGCGAAGAAAUGAGUGACGAAAUCACCCAGCAAACUUUGUUGCCCGGCGUGAAAGAUCCAAAUUUGUGGAUGGUGAAAUGCCGUAUAGGAGAAGAAAAGGCUACCGUCUUGUUGUUGAUGCGUAAAUUUAUCACGUAUCAAUUUUCCAGUGAACCUCUCCAGAUAAAAUCCGUCGUGGCUCCGGAAGGCGUCAAGGGUUACAUUUAUAUAGAGGCUUACAAGCAGCCGCAUGUGAAAGCUGCUAUUGAAAAUGUAGGAAAUCUCAGAAUGGGUAUAUGGAAGCAGCAAAUGGUACCCAUUAAAGAGAUGACGGAUGUGCUGCGAGUAGUUAAAGAGCAGACCGGGUUGAAAGCUAAACAAUGGGUCCGUUUGAAACGAGGGAUUUAUAAAGAUGACAUAGCUCAAGUUGAUUAUGUCGAUUUAGCACAGAAUCAGGUUCACUUGAAAUUGCUUCCGAGAAUCGACUACACUAGACCACGUGGCGCAUUGAGAACAGCGCAGAGCGAAUCCGAAGCGCUGAAACGGAAAAAGAAAAGACGACCACCUGCAAAACCAUUCGAUCCGGAAGCAAUCCGUGCGAUUGGCGGAGAGGUUACCAGCGACGGUGAUUUCCUUAUUUUUGAAGGAAACAGAUAUAGUCGAAAAGGUUUUCUGUAUAAAAAUUUUACUACAAGUGCUAUUAUUGCGGAAGGUGUUAAGCCUACACUUUCCGAAUUGGAGAGAUUUGAGGAGGCGCCGGAAGGUGUUGAGAUAGAUUUAAGUGGCGCGCCUGGAACUGGUACUUCUGGGAAAGAAGAUCAGUCUCUAAUUCAUUCCUUCAGUAACGGAGAUAAUGUAGAAGUCUGCGAAGGUGAAUUAAUAAAUCUGCAGGGAAAAAUUGUUUCCAUAGAUGGGAACAUGAUUAUGGUUAUGCCGAAACACGAAGAGCUUAAAGAAGCUUUAGAAUUUCAAGCUUCGGAGCUACGAAAAUACUUUACGCAAGGUGACCAUGUUAAGGUUGUAGCCGGUAGAUAUGAAGGCGAUACAGGUUUAAUUGUUAGAGUCGAACAAAAUAGAGUAGUUUUAUUCUCCGAUUUGUCGAUGCACGAACUCGAGGUUCUUCCGAGGGAUCUACAAUUAUGCUCUGACAUGGCUACCGGCGUCGAUAGCUUAGGACAAUUCCAAUGGGGUGACUUGGUGCAGCUAGAUACACAAACGGUCGGCGUUAUCGUCCGAUUGGAACGCGAGAAUUUCCACGUACUCUCGAUGCAUGGGAAAGUGGUCGAGGCAAGACCGCAAGGGCUUACGAAGCGUCGAGAGAAUAGAAACGCGGUCGCUUUGGACUCGCAACAGAACACGAUACAGAAGAAGGACAUCGUUAAAGUGGUUGACGGGCCGCAUGCGGGUCGAGGUGGUGAAAUUAAACACCUGUACAGAAGUUUUGCCUUUUUGCACUCAAGAAUGUUUGUUGACAACGGUGGAAUAUUUGUUUGCAAGACUAGACAUUUACAGCUGUCCGGUGGAAAUAAAACAACGUCUAUUAAUUCAAUGUCACCAGUGGCAGGAUUUAUGUCGCCUAGAAUUGCCUCCCCGAUGCAUCCCAGCGGAGGUGGUUUUGGACGAGGUGGUGGAGGUGGAAGAGGCAGGGGCCGCGGUGGUGGUGCCGGUGCGAGACGCGACAGGGAAUUAAUUGGGACCACCAUCAAGAUAACAGGCGGACCGUACAAGGGAAAUGUCGGUAUAGUAAAAGAUGCGACGGAGAACACAGCGCGCGUUGAACUGCAUUCGACGUGCCAAACAAUCUCCGUCGACCGAUCUCACAUAGCAAACGUCGGCGUGCCAACAAAAGAUGGCGGCUUUAGUAGCUACAACAGAACUCCGGCUUACGGACCUGGUGGACAGACGCCGAUGUACACGAGGGAUGGAUCUAAAACACCUAUGCACGGUUCUCAGACGCCGAUGUACGAGAACGGUUCUCGUACUCCGCAUUACGGAUCGAUGACGCCGUCGCACGACGGAUCUCGAACUCCAGGACAGUCUGGAGCCUGGGAUCCGACUGUUACCAACACGCCCGCCAGAACGAACGACUUCGAUGGAUACAGUAUGGAAGAGGGUGGUUCGCCCGGUUACGGGCCCGGAUAUCCUCCUACCGGGGGACCGUUUACUCCGCAGACUCCGGGAACUAUGUACGGCUCGGAACAAAGUUUCAGUUCGUAUCAACCGAGUCCUAGUCCUGGGGGCAGUACUACCGCGAGCCCGAGUCCUGCAGGUUACGUUGCCACUCCGUCCCCAAGUGGUACUGGAUACACUACCAGCCCACAUGGAGCAUUUGCGACUCCGUCUCCGAUGGGCUACAGUCCUAUGACACCUGGGAUACCAGGUAGUCCAUACAAUCCACAAACGCCCGGUUCAUCAAUGGAUGCAGUUGGUUCUGGCAUCAUAGGUAGCUCGGAAUGGCACACGACGGAUAUUGAAGUACGUAUUCGCGACUCCCACGACGAUCCUGCACUCGCUGGACAGCAAGCAGUCAUCCGAGGAAUUUCAGGCGGUAUGUGCACCGUUUAUCUACCUACUGAAGAUCGAGUUGUGAACUUAGUAUGCGAACAACUGGAGCCUGUGGUACCGUCACGUGGCGACCGAGUCAAAGUGAUUCUAGGUGAAGACCGCGAAGCUGUCGGCACUUUACUUUCGAUCGAUAAUCAAGAGGGAGUGGUAAAACUCAACACAGACGAGAUAAAAUUCUUGCAAUUGCGAUUUUUGUGUAAAAUGAAAGAAUCUAAAAAUUAAUUUUUUAAUUCGUACACACUGAUACAUUUAUUAUGAUAUUUACGAUAAUUUAGCGAAUAAAUAUCUUCUCUUGUUUUACAAUGUUUAUUUUAAACAUUUGCAUUCUUGUAUAAUAUACGUCUAAAUAGCUAAUAUAGUAACAAUAAAUAAUAUCUUUAUAAGACUAUUUUAUCUCUUGUUCUACAUUAUAAUUUGUAGCAAUGAUAAGAAAAAAAGCAUCAUUUUUCGAUUUUUAAUUAUGUCAUGGUAUAAUUUUAGAAUAUACAUAAAUUGACUAUGUACAAUAUCAUUCAUUGUUAUGAAAUUAUUGAUUAUUUAUCUGCGUGAUUCAAUGAAUAUGUAUUAUACUACAAUUGUA
This is a messenger RNA of Wasmannia auropunctata (little fire ant), 3782 nucleotides long. RefSeq names its product transcription elongation factor SPT5 (gene Spt5). Gene Ontology annotation, molecular function: mRNA binding; protein binding. The record is from RefSeq and is a predicted model, not a curated record. The transcript is spliced from 12 exons. Gene Ontology annotation, biological process: regulation of transcription by RNA polymerase II; transcription elongation by RNA polymerase II; regulation of DNA-templated transcription elongation. Bases 89 to 3424 code for a protein of 1111 amino acids. Gene Ontology annotation, cellular component: DSIF complex. NCBI's taxonomy places the organism in Eukaryota, Metazoa, Arthropoda, Insecta, Hymenoptera, Formicidae.